This is a messenger RNA of Darwinula stevensoni, 5151 nucleotides long. The record is from the annotation of a GenBank genome assembly. NCBI's taxonomy places the organism in Eukaryota, Metazoa, Arthropoda, Ostracoda, Podocopida, Darwinulidae.
AUGGGACCACCCUGCCCUGCAACAUCACGAGGCAAGCUCAGUCCUGUGAUAGGAAGAAGAGUAACGAGGAAAUCCAAGACAUCAACCCAUAAUGGGACUGAAUCACAUGCAGAAUCUGUGUCCAAGAGGAAACGGGCAAAGCCCCAAUUGACCAUUAAGCUCAUGGCAGAUAACCCCAACAUUCUGAAAGAAGAAGGUUUCACUCCAAGAAGGAAGUCCAAGAGAAUUGCUGUGUCACCUUAUUUUAAUGAUCAUGUGAAUGGUACUGGUUUCAUGGCUAUUGAACAAGGAAAGGUCAAUGAAGUUCAAAGCCCUUGCACAGAAAUGCUCCUGGCACUGGAUAGUUCUUUUCUCAGUUCCUUGGACUUGGAUGGUGUUGAUGCUGAACAUAAUCUUGUGGAUAUGAAGUCACAGUGUCAUGACAGUGGAAUAGGCCUUUUUCCCAUGUGCAGCCCUGUGUCAAGUCGUGAGUCCACAAAAACACAGGACAGUCAGAAUUCCUUCUUUCAAGCAGGACAAAUUGGUGAUAGAAUCAGGAGAUCUCUGCUUAGGAACAGCACUGCUGGACUUGAUGACACAGUUCUAAGUGAUCUACAUUUGAGUGGCAUUCCAGAAGGUUCCAUACCACCUGUCACCCUUCCUGACAGUUUCUGUGGUCUUCCCAAACAUGUCGGCCAAGUGCUAAAAGACCAAAGAGGAAUCACAGAACUGUAUGAUUGGCAGAAGGAGUGCCUUAACAUGCCAGGAGUGCAAUCUGGCAGAAACUUACUCCUCUGCCUUCCCACUAGUGGAGGCAAGACACUAGUGGCAGAGAUCCUACUCUUAAAACAAAUCCUGUCACAGAAGAAAAAUGCCAUGCUUGUUUUGCCAUAUGUCUCCAUUGUCCAAGAAAAGGUGAGAGCAAUGGCACCUUUUGCCUUGGCACUCGACUUCCUCAUUGAGGAAUAUGCUGGGGGAAAAGGAGGCUUUCCACCAAAAAAGAGAAGGAACAAGCAAAGCCUAUAUAUUGCAACCAUUGAAAAAGCUCAGGGAGUCGUAAACACACUCUUGGAGGCUGGAAGACUGGAAGAAUUAGGCCUAGUUGUAGUGGAUGAGGUCCAUAUGCUUGGGGAAGGUUCACGAGGAGCAUUAUUGGAAAACCUCAUCACCAAGCUUCACCUUGCAGGCAAAGGCAUCAUUCAGAUUAUAGGAAUGAGUGCCACUAUCAGCAACUUGCAGCAGAUUAAGCAGUUUCUUGAUGCAGAUUUGUACACAUGUCAUUUUCGACCAGUGGAGUUAAAGGAGUUCAUCAAGAUGGACAAUGGCAUCUAUGAAAAAGUUACAAAUGAAGCAAUGCCAUUGUGUCUUUUACGCCAAAUUUGUCCUCCGUAUGGAAAGAAGGAGCAGUCACUUGAUCCAGAUCUUGUUGGCGCCCUUGUAAUGGAAGUUAUUCCAGACCAUUCUUGCCUUAUCUUCUGUCCUACAAAGAAGAACUGUGAGAAUGUGGCCCAGCUUCUCUGCAAGAUCUUACCCAUUGCAAUGCAAGAGAUCAAUAAAGAUGCGAGAGGCAUCCUUCUCAAAGGAUUGAAAAAUGAGAAUGCUGGUCUCAUCUGUCCUGUAUUGAAGAAGACUAUUCCAUUUGGAAUUGCAUAUCAUCAUUCAGGCCUGACGACAGAUGAGCGUAGGCUGAUUGAGGAAGCUUAUUUGGAUGGGACAUUAUGUGUGAUUUGCUGCACGUCUACCCUUGCUGCUGGGGUUAAUCUUCCUGCAAGACGUGUCAUUCUCCGUUCUCCCUAUGUUGGGAAAGAUUUCAUCUCAAGGACACAGUAUAAACAGAUGUCUGGCCGUGCAGGAAGGGCUGGUUUGGAUUCCACAGGAGAGAGUUUUCUCAUGUGCAGUCCCAAGGAGGCUUUGCAGGUGGCAAAUCUUAUAAGUGGACCAGUUGAUUGCACUCUAAGUUCCCUUGGGAAGGAGGAUGGUCAGGGCUUAUGCACCUUUGUGCUUUCCAUUAUUGCCCUGAAUAUUGCCAACAACUUGAAAAAUAUUGAAAUGUGUGUGGCUAAGACUCUAUAUGCCAUACAGGCAGAAGAACUGAAAGCAGAUGUCUUCAAAGAAGCUAAGGAAUGUUUGUGCUGGAUGGCUGAGCAGGGCCUUCUGACAAUCAAGAAAGAUGGGGAAGGUGAAAUGAUGGGAAAUCAAAAAGAUCUGCAGGUGAUUGACAAGGAGAACCAUAAACCAAACCAAGAAGAUCUUAGGAUCAGUCGACUGGGAAAAGCUGCAAUUAGAGGUUGUGUUCCUCUGAGUCGAGCCAAGGUACUCUAUCAAGAUUUAUGUAAAGGAGUGGAGACUCUGGUCCUGGACACAGCCCUGCAUCUCCUCUAUCUAGUCACUCCUUAUGAUUAUGUUGAUCUCAUUGAACCUGUGGCUUCCAUCUACUCCAAAAAGUACAUGAGUCUGCAAGAGGCAGACCUGAGAGUUGCACAAAUUGUUGGAAUCAAUGAGGCGGCCAUUGUCCGUCUUAUGACUAAGGGGACUAUGGACACAACAAUGAGGAGGUUCUAUGUUGCUCUUAUCCUCUAUGACAUGUGGAACCAGCAUCCAAUUUGGUAUGUAGCAGACCGCUACAUGAUGCAUAGAGGGCUGGUUCAGAAUCUCCUAACAUCGGCAUCUUCAUUUGCCUCAAAUGUUCUGCACUUUGUUGAGGAACUGGAAGAGUUGUGGGCCUUGAAGCAGCUUCUUAUGCCAUUCACAGAACGAUUAGCAUAUUGUGUCACUGCUGAGCUCUUACCUCUCAUGGAACUACCUGCUGUCAAAAAGGGUCGAGCUAGACAACUGUAUCAGGCUGGCUAUCGCAGUUUGGAGGAUGUGGCCAAAGCUGGAAUUCAGAACCUUGUCAGAGACAUAGAGCACCUGAGUCGAAAGACUGCUCAACAAAUCAUCACAUCUGCGAAGGUGGAAGAGGCAGCUAUGGAAGAAGCAGAGGAGAAAGGAAACAGCAGCAAGGUGACCCAUCUGCACAUCAUGCGGCAGUUGGAGCAAAGACAUGUCCCUUCGAAUAUUACCAACAUGCUUUGGUCUCCCAAAAUGGAUCUUAUUGCCUUGUCCAACACCAAAGGAGAAGUUUUGUUGCAUCGCCUGUCGUGGCAAAAAGUGUGGGUGAGCUCCCCUCCAGAUGUGGGCAUAUUGGUAUCUUCCUUCUGCUGGCGCCCAGAUGGAAAGAUUCUUGCUGUUGGCUAUCAGAACGGUAUGGUGACUCUGCUGGAAGUGGAGAAAGCAGACUUGAUGGAACGCUUCAACUUCCAAGGAGAGAUCUCUUCCUUGACAUGGACUGUUGGCCCCCUUGCCACACCAUGCACAUUUUUCAAGGAUGACUCUGGUGAAUACUUGCCAAAGUUGCCCUUGCUGUCAGAGAGUUUUGGAUCUGUGAAGAGCUCCUGGGAACGAAACCCUAAUGAUCCUAAGGGAAUCAAAUCACAGGAGACUAUGAAUGUGUUGUGUGUGGGAACAAGUUUGGGAACAAUCUCACUAAUUGCCUUGGGUGUGCUUCCUAUUGCACAAAUUGACCUCAAGAUUUUGACAGGAAAUUCUUGCCACAUCAUCCAUUCUGUCUUAUCAGACUCCCUUUCCCAUCUCCUUGUCACUGUGUCAGAGAGUGACAGACUGUCUCAGAUCAUCCUUGACACUGGUGAACUGGGCUUAAGACAUCAGGAAGUAAUGGUUGUUGCCCAAAAGUAUGGACAGAUCUCAGCUCUUAUGGAGUACCUUGCCCUAGCCAUUGAAGGAAUCACAGAAUCAUGGCAAAACAUUCUCAUUGAGAUGGACUCAAAGCUGGCUGCUUAUGCAUCACGUGUUCCUCCAGGAACAGUAGCAGCAGACUUCCUUGAACUCCUCAUGUUGGGCACUGUGUCAGAUGAGCUUCUAAAGUUUCUUGUUCAUGAUAUCACUGAAAAAGGGCUCAAGAAGCUUAGUCAGUCAGUGAAUCUCAGUUAUACCAACAUCCAAAAGCUGUUUGCAAAACACCUCCAACCUGUGAUUAAGUGUAUUUCAUACCACCUUGCUGAUGUAUUGGGCAUGGCAGCUUGCUCACGACGAUUUGGCUUCCUUGGAUUAAAGGCAGAAAUAAUUAAUCAUGUCAUGCUUGCAGCAGGUUCCCUCUGUUACAAGACUAUGGAGGCACAACAAGUGACUGAUUACUAUAAGACCUCCUUUGCCACCUGCUUCCGGUGGCUUCAUGCUGUCAUCCUACGUCUUUCAGAUGAGUCCUCCGCAACAGAAUCCAUUGGAGAAAUGGAACUACGUUUCAUUGCUGACUUUAUUGUGGAAAAUCUUGACACUGAGGACAGGAAGCACUUCACAUUGGAGAAAGUUGGACAAUAUCUCAAGGAUGAGGACCUCCCACAUCCAAUGUCAAAACAGAGCAAAAAUAAUCAGUGGCUCAAGUUCCUGGAAGAAAAUCCUUGGCUUAAAGACUCGGGGCUAAUCAUUCCUAAGCAUGAAAGCAAGUCCUUGAUCCAAGAACACAAGGCCCUUACUGCAGCGAUCAAAGAUGCUUUUUUAGUCCAGCCACCUGAAGUCCUGGGAAGCUCCGUGAGAGUGCAGUGGAGUCAACAGUUGACAUCUGAGAUUGAAGAUGUAAAUUUGAGAGUGUCUCACUGUAUGAAGGGGGAUGCAACAUACCUAUUGAUCUUUCAUGAGAAAAGGCCAGCUUCAUCCGUGCUUGCGCUGCUGAUCAACAAAAAUUCAAAUGUGGAAGCAGCUUGCAUUAAGUUCAGGAAUGAGGACUUUGUAUUCCUGGAUUUCCAAUUCUAUAAUGAAGAAACAGUGUCUUUCCUCAUUCAAGAUGUUCCAAAUGCCACCCCAAUUAUGAUUCAGUUGCCUUGGGGAAGCAUUUCUUCAGGUCUGGAGAUCCAGCAACAAAAUGAUGAUUUCCUUAGUCAGAGAGACACACUCAAGCUUCACCUCCUGAAUCUAAAUGGUUCAUAUGAAAGACUGGAGCACACAAAGGCGGGAUACAUUGCUGUCAGUGGCUCUAGGAAGGUGGCAUCUGUUCUUUCUGAAGAUAGAAAGGUCAUCAGACUGUUUGAGAUGGAAGCUGAAGAAGAACUGGAUGAGGAAGAAGUUGGAGACUCCUCUGGGGGUCUUGUCAAAGGUAGUGAUCCUGCAAGUGGUUGA